Molecule: messenger RNA, 1741 nt
Organism: Micropterus salmoides (largemouth bass)
Lineage: Eukaryota; Metazoa; Chordata; Actinopteri; Centrarchiformes; Centrarchidae
Gene: hspa14
Product: heat shock protein 14
Exons: 14
Coding region: 73-1593 (506 amino acids)
Biological process (GO): cellular response to unfolded protein; protein refolding
Cellular component (GO): ribosome; cytoplasm
Molecular function (GO): ATP hydrolysis activity; heat shock protein binding; ATP binding
Source: RefSeq, a predicted model, not a curated record
UUGCUCCUACCGGCGGAACACGGUCCGCAUGCGCGUGGCCCAACCGGUCCUUUGAGCUGGGAUCUGUCUGCAAUGGCUGCGAUUGGAGUUCACUUCGGAUAUACAUGCGCUUGUGUGGCGAUAUUUAAGGAUGGGCGGGCUGAUGUGGUGGCUAAUGAUGCAGGAGACAGAGUGACUCCAGCUGUUGUGGCCUACAGAGACACUGAGCAGAUUGUAGGUAUUGCAGCAAAGCAAGGACGGGUCCGCAACGCCGCCAACACAGUUGUUAAAGUGAAACAAGUGCUGGGGAGAAGCUUUGGUGAUCCAGAGACACAAAUUCACAAAACAGAGACCAAGUGCCAGGUGGUCAACAGAGGAGACAAGCCUUAUUAUGAGAUCACAGCAGGAGAUCACCCAGAGUACGUUGCUCCAGAGGACGUUGCAAAACUCAUCUUCCACAAAAUGAAAGAAACGGCUCAGUCAGCUUUGGGCUCUGAUGUCACCGACGCAGUCAUUACUGUCCCGUUUGAGUUUGCACAUGCUCAGAAACGUGCUCUGAAGCAGGCAGCUGAAGCUGCAGGGUUUCAUGUGCUGAGGCUGAUCCACGAGCCUGCUGCUGCUCUGUUGGCCUAUAACAUCGGACAGGACUGUUCUUCUGGAAAGAGCCAUGUCCUGGUGUAUAAGCUGGGUGGGACUUCCCUGAGUGUGACGGUGCUGCAGGUCAAUGGAGGAAUGUUCCGGGUUCUCAACACCCACACUGACCACAGCAUCGGAGGAGAGAGCUUCACACAGGCCUUGGCCCAGCACCUCGCCGCUGAGUUCAAGCGCACCUUUAAGCAUGAUAUAAGCAGCAAUGCUCGGGCGAUGAUGAAGCUGAUGAACGGAGCAGACAUGGCCAAACACUCUCUGUCCUCACUGGGAUCAGCCAACUGCUUUGUUGACUCCCUGCACGAUGGCAUUGACUUUGAGUGCAAUGUCUCUAGAGCACGAUUUGAGCUUCUCUGCUCCUCAAUCUUCAACAAGAGCAUCCAGCCAAUCAGACCCCUGCUGGAGGAGGCGGGACUCUCCACCAGCGACAUUAACAAGGUGGUUCUUUGCGGUGGCUCAGCCAGGAUCCCUCGUCUCCAGCAGUUGAUCCGCGAGAUGUUUGGUGAUGUGGAGCUUCUCAGCUCAGCACCUACUGACGAGGUCAUUGCUGUGGGAGCUGCCCUGGAAGCAGGCCUACUGGUUGGAAGAGAGGGCCUUGGCCCCGAGGAAGAGUCUGUCACAGUGGAUGUUUCUGCCGCUGACAUACUAGUGAAGGAGAUGGAUGAAUCCGGAGCUGAGGUGUUCACUGUUCUCCUUCCGUCGGGCACGCCCCUCCCUGCUCGGAGACACCACAUCAUGAGCGCAGAGGGGAAGCUAUCCUCGCUCUGUGUGGAGAUUUACCAGAGGUUUGUCGCGGAGCAGCCAGAAAAGCUAGCUAAGAUUGUCCUGAGAGACCUGCAGCCGAGAGAGGAGAACCACGACAUCGACACUGUGGUGACUAUGAAAAGGGACGGCUCUGUUCAUGUUUCCUGUGUGGAACAGAGUACUGGAAGGCCGGAGGCCAUCACCAUAGCAGCUGCAUCAUGAAGCCACUGAUCCGCAGUCCAAACCCCACACUGUCAGUGCAAUGUUUUCUUUUUGUUCCUUUUUUUUUUUUUUUCUCAAACCCGAACUAUUUGCCCAGAUUCAUUACCUUCUAGAAUUCUAUACAAUAAAGGAAUAUUGCAGACUUUCA